Molecule: messenger RNA, 519 nt
Organism: Knipowitschia caucasica
Lineage: Eukaryota; Metazoa; Chordata; Actinopteri; Gobiiformes; Gobiidae
Source: the annotation of a GenBank genome assembly
AUGGAGUUUGAAUACCAGGUAAUUGCUGGGUCGGGCCUAGACGUUGGCUUCUCCAUGAUCUCCCCCAGUGGACAGCAGCUGGUCUCAGGCUUCAGGAAAUCUGACGGUAUCCACAUGGUGGAUCCCACAGAAGACGGGGACUACAGCAUAUGCUUCGAUAACAGCUUCAGUAAAAUGUCCCUGAAGAUGGUGUUCUUUGGGGUGGUGCUCAAUGCCCAGAGUGGGACCAGAUCAGAGUGGGACACAGUGGACCAAGAGGACAGUCUGCUGGACUACACACUCGGGGACAUCAGGCUGCGUCUGGAGACCAUGCACAGAGACCUGGAGCGGACGCGGCAGGUGCAGGCAGCUCUCCGGGCGUUCGAGGCCAGGGAUCGAUACGUCUUGGAGGAUAACUUGUGGAGAGUGUCCUUCUGGUCCUGCCUGACGCUGCUGCUGAUGCUGACGGUGGCAUCAGCACAGAUACACACUCUGAAGAAACUUUUUGACGAGAAAAAGAAAGUGACCACAAGGGCUUAG